AUGCAGAUCUUUGCCACCGCGCUCAUGGCCGCCGCGGGCGUCCUGUCCGCCGCCGUCGACCCCGCCGCUGUCGCCCGGCAGUCGAUCCAGACGCGCGCCUCUGGCGACCAGAUGGCCUUUUCCAACGUGAUCCUCAACUCGGCCGCCUACAACGUCUUUUUGACGGCCGACAUCCGCUACCCCGCCGGUACCGAGCCUCCCCGCCCCAAGGAUUCGGUGCCCAACGUCCAGAACAAGGUUGCCACCAACACCAACUUCGACGAGGACCCCAACAUCGUCUAUGUGCUUCAGUGCACCGGCAAUGGUUUCCGCGGCGACUGUACCGUCUUUGGCGCUCCCAAGGGCAGAUGUGUCUCCUACUUUGACUUCAACUCGCAGGGCAAGAAGGAUAUCAGCGAUCGCUUCAACAACAAGAUCACUUCCCUAUCCACCAACACCGGCGGCGUGUGCCAGUUCUACAAGUACACUGGCUGCGACGAAUCUGGCUGGGACCGUGGACUUGCCACGUCGUACAACGACAACCUGGCUGUUCCUCUCAAGCAGGACCCUCGUACUAUGCUGUACCAGAACAAAAUCACCUCGUGGAGGUGCUAG
Messenger RNA from Pyricularia oryzae 70-15, 594 nucleotides. RefSeq lists its product as uncharacterized. The transcript has 4 exons. The record is from RefSeq and is a predicted model, not a curated record. The coding region runs from base 1 to 594 and encodes 197 amino acids. NCBI's taxonomy places the organism in Eukaryota, Fungi, Ascomycota, Sordariomycetes, Magnaporthales, Pyriculariaceae.